GAUAUGCGUAGACUUAUUCAACAUAAUUUGCCCUAAUCCAUGGUAUUAACUUUGGCUGACUGCAGCCACAAUGGCCAAUGGCUCUUCCCGCCGGCUCACCACAAAGCGCAAUUAAUUUCCCAGAUUAGGUUCACUGUUUGUCAUAUGUUUUGUUAUAUAAUUGGCUUGGCCAGUCCAAAACCCAAACAAACCCGACAUCGGACAUCGGUGUUGUUGUGCAGUCGGGGUAGUCGGGGGAAAUCCGGCCGGACUGAAUGGAAUCGGCGGGGUUUCAUUCAUGAGCACGUCGGGCGUCGCUCGAGAUCUACCUGCCUAAGCGUGGGAAAGUUGCUGGCGGCGGCGAGGCGGAGGAGGAUCCUCCCAGGACAAGGGCAGGUAGACGGGGCUGCAGGAAACUGGGCUGCUCCGCAAUUGCGUCGCGGGCUGCCAGUGGGUUUAUUUGUCCGCUGCCGGGAGUUCCUACCCCGCUGCCCAUGCAAAAUUUCCAAGUGGAAAACGGCAAAUUUCCGGUUUUUUGGCCAGGCUCGAAUUUCCCACGGGCCGGCCCCAGGAGGGCGCCCGGAUCGCCCGGAUCGGCCGGUUGGCGGGACUAUUUAAGGGUGCUGCCUAGCUUUCUCAUCAUUCAUUCGAAGCAACAACGUCGCAGAGAUAACAGCAUACACCAUACACCAUGCUCUUUGCCAUCACUUUGUUACUGGCUGUUACACAGACUUUGGCCGGAGUCCUGGAGCCCAUUAACUACUACCAGUACACCCAGUUCCAGGCCCCACUGUCCUGGGAGGACAUCAGCGACAAGGGUCUGAAGCAGGCCCUCGACAGCUGCCAGCAGAGCUUCCAGUGGCAGCGCUGGAAUUGCCCAAGUGCGGAUUUCGUGGAGCGGCACUCAAAGCCGCAGGAGGCAUCCCCGGAUCGAGAGGAUGUCUAUGUGGCGGUCAUUGCCAUGGCGGCCAUUGUCCACACCCUGACCAAGGAUUGCGCCAAUGGCGUCAUUGCCGGAUGUGGAUGCACUGAGAAUGCCCUGAAUGUGCCCUGUGCCCAUGAGCCAGCGAAAGCCGUGGAACAGUACGAGAAGCACUUUGGACCGGGAUCAGGAGCCAGCGGUCACAAUCGACGGGUGGUGGGGGCACUGCUGCAGAAUUCCCUGGAGCAGGAGUGCCGGUGCAGGCAGCCCGCAGGAGCGGGGCAGGGGAAGUGCCUGGAGGAGGAGUGCGUGGCUGUGCUGAAGCCAUUCGAGAGCAUUGCCCAGGAGCUCCUCCAGAUGUACGACGAUGCCAUCCAGCUGGACAGUGCCAGCAGCAGCAACCUGAAGAUCAUGUGGGACAACAUUCCCCUGGACUCGCUCGUCUUCAUGCAGGACUCGCCCAACUACUGCGAGCCCGAGGCGCGGGGACUGUGGAAGGGCACCCGGGGUCGCCAGUGCUCCAAGGACGGCAGUGGUUCGCUCGAGGAGCGCCUCUCCUGCCAGCAACUGUGCCGCGUCUGCGGCUACCGCGUCAGAUCCCAGCACGUCCGGUCCGAGCGGAGGUGCAACUGCAAGCUGGCCUGGGGAUUCCGACUCCAGUGCGACGUGUGCGUCCAGCUGGAACGGCAGUACUCCUGCUACUGAACCCCAAAGCAGGCAUCGAGUCCUGGACUGGGGCGCUGGUCGAGCCCCAUUGCUAAAAACUUUACCCUAAUUUAAGUUAACUUAUUUGUUCCCACCGCUAAUUUAUUGCCACAACAAAUGCUAUCAAUAAGUACGUAAUUUAUCAUAUAC
This is a messenger RNA of Drosophila gunungcola (fruit fly), 1756 nucleotides long. RefSeq names its product wnt inhibitor of Dorsal protein (gene wntD). NCBI's taxonomy places the organism in Eukaryota, Metazoa, Arthropoda, Insecta, Diptera, Drosophilidae. The record is from RefSeq and is a predicted model, not a curated record. Gene Ontology annotation, cellular component: extracellular region. Gene Ontology annotation, biological process: canonical Wnt signaling pathway; cell fate commitment; multicellular organism development. Gene Ontology annotation, molecular function: frizzled binding; cytokine activity. The coding region runs from base 671 to 1606 and encodes 311 amino acids. The transcript has a single exon.